This is a messenger RNA of Marmota flaviventris (yellow-bellied marmot), 7065 nucleotides long. It is a transcript of the gene Gpr179, whose product is annotated as G protein-coupled receptor 179. Gene Ontology annotation, cellular component: membrane. Gene Ontology annotation, biological process: G protein-coupled receptor signaling pathway. The record is from RefSeq and is a predicted model, not a curated record. Gene Ontology annotation, molecular function: G protein-coupled receptor activity. NCBI's taxonomy places the organism in Eukaryota, Metazoa, Chordata, Mammalia, Rodentia, Sciuridae.
AUGGGUACCUGGGCAAUGAUGAUGCCCUCUCUUGCGUGGCGGCUGCUGGGUUGCUGUUUCCUCUGCAGCUGGGCUCUGAGGGAUCCGAGGCCCCUCCGUUCUCUUCCUCCACUACCCUCCCAAGCCAAGCCAAGAUCUAUGCCCAUGUGGGUGGCCUCACAGGGGGCUGAGGCAGCCCUGGCUUUUCUUUACUCCGGAGAUGCCCAACAGCUAUUGGGGGCUAAUUGCAGUGAGCGCUAUGAAGCUCUUGGAGCAGAAGCCAGACCAGGGCUCCCCCAAGUUCUACAGAGGGCAGCAGGUACUCUUACCCAGGCUGCCAAUUUUCUCAACAUGCUGCUACAAGCCAAUGACAUCCGCGAGUCCAGUGUGGAGGAGGAUGUGGAGUGGUACCAGGCACUGGUCCGCAGCGUGGCGGAGGGGGACCCAAGGGCCUACCGGGCUUUGCUGAUCUUUAACCCUCCACCAGGAGCCAGCCAUCUACAGCUGGCCCUCCAGGCCACUAGGAUCGGGGAGGAGACCAUCCUUCAAGACUUGUCUGGGAACAGGAUGCAGGAAGAGAGCUCAGCUGAGGAACCAGACAGCCUUCCCCUGCAGAAACGGGUGCUGACCAAUGACCUAAGAAGCCUCAAUAGCCCCAAGUGGCCACAGGGGGAUGGGUAUGUGGGGGACAUACAGCAGGUGAGACUGUCUUCUCCCUUCCUGGAAUGCCAGGAGGGCCAGCUCCGUCCUGGCUGGCUGAUUACACUCUCGGCCACCUUCUAUGGACUCAAGCCAGACCUCAGUCCAGAGGUCAGGGGGCAGGUGCAGAUGGACAUAGAUCUCCAGGGCGUGGACAUCAAUCAGUGUGCAAGUGGCCCAGGCUGGUACUCUAAUACACACCUGUGUGAUCUCAACAGCACCCAGUGUGUCCCCCUGGAGAAUCAGGGCUUUGUUCUUGGCCGCUACCUCUGUCACUGCCGACCUGGAUUCUAUGGAGCAAGUGGCUUUGGGGGGUUAGAGGAAAGUGCCACACAGACUACCAGCCAAUUUGGGUCUCCACAAGGCAGCUUGGGGAGGCUGCUGAGGUGUCAGCCAUGUUCCGAGGGCUGCACCAGCUGCAUAGAUGCCACACCAUGCCUGGCAGAGGAGGCCCCAGCCCUGCGGGCAGCAGUACUGGCCUUCCAGACCUGCUGCAUGCUGGCCGUCUUCCUGAGCAUGCUGGUCUCCUACCACUGCCGCUGGAGCAAGAGAAUCCGGGCAUCUGGAGUUGUCCUGUUGGAAAUCAUCCUCUUUGGAUCCCUGCUUCUCUACUUUCCUGUCUUCAUCCUAUACUUCAAGCCCAGCGUGUUCCGCUGCAUUGCUCUUCGCUGGGUUCGGCUGCUGGGUUUUGCCAUCGUCUAUGGGACCAUUAUACUCAAGCUUUAUAGAGUGCUCCAGCUGUUCCUGUCUCGCACAGCCCAGCGGGGCCCACACCUGAGCAGUGGGCACCUCCUGCAGCGCUUGGGGCUGCUCUUGCUGCUCGUGCUGGGUUUUCUGGCCAUGUGGACAGUCGGCGUCCUGGAGCGAAGCAUCCAGCACACACCUUUGGUGACUCGAGGUCACACUCUCACUGGCCGCCACUUCUACCUCUGUCACCACGACCGCUGGGACUACAUUAUGGUUGUGGCUGAGAUGCUGCUGCUAUGCUGGGGCAGUUUCCUCUGCUACGCCACCAGGGCUGUGCCCUCGGCCUUCCAUGAGCCACGCUACAUGGGCAUUGCCCUGCACAACGAGCUGCUGCUUUCGGCUGCGUUCCACAUGGUCAGGUUUGUGCUGGUUCCGUCCCUGCACCCAGACUGGACUCUUCUCCUCUUCUUCUUCCACACCCACAGCACAGUCACUGCCACACUGGCUCUGAUCUUCAUCCCCAAGUUCCGGAAGUCAGGGGCUCCUCCCCGGGAGGAGAUCUUGGAUGAGGUAUAUGAAGAUGAGCUGGACCUGCAGCGCUCAGGCUCCUACCUCGACAGCAGUAUCGCCUCAGCCUGGAGUGAGCGCAGCCUGGACCCUGGAGACAUUAGGAAGGAGCUGAAGAAGCUCUAUGCCCAGCUAGAGGUCCACAAGACCAAGGAAAUGGCUGCUAAUAACCCCCACCUGCCCAAGAAGCGUGGCAGCUCCCGCCAGGGGUUGGGCCGCUCCUUCGUGAGGUACCUGGCUGAGUUCCCUGAGGCCCUGACCAGGCAACACUCCCAGGAUUCAGGCUCCCUGGGCCAUGGCAGCCUGCCUGGCUCCUCCCACCAUCAGCUCUGCGGUUCUAGCCUGCAGGAAGCAGAAGGGCCACCAGCCCUGCCCAAGUCCUGCAGCACCUAUGACCACCAAAGGGAGCAGGACCCACCUCUCCUUGACUCCCUGCUGAGGAGGAACCUAUCCAAGAAGGCCCCUCGGGUGGAGAGCAGGGAGUUGAUGGAAGGGCCCUCUGCCCUGGGCUACAGGUCAGCCAGUGCCCAUAACCUGAUGGUUGGAGAGAGGGUCCCCAGGACGCGGCCCACUUCCCUGCAGAAGUCCCUCAGUGUUGUAGCUGGCUCUAGGGAAAAGGCCCUGCUUGUGGCCAGCCAAGCCUAUUUGGAAGAGACCUACCUGCAGGCAAAGGAAAGAGAGGAGCAAAAGAAGGCCGAGGCAGCCAUGAUGAGCCCAGCGCAGAGACCAUCAGCAAGGAGGCUGGAGCCGGCUCGAAGGGCCCCCCUGUCAGCUCCACCCUCCCCUGCCAAGAGCAGCAGCGUGGGCAGCUCUCACAUCUCUGGGAGGCUUCAUGAAGAGGCUGGUAGGAAGCUGCCUCACCCACCCAUCAGGCACCAGGUCUCCACACCCAUCCUGGCCCUGUCUGGGGCCUGCCUGGGAGAGCCAAGAACGCUGUCUCCCAACUCCACUCUGACUCCAGCUCUGAUGCCACCUCUGGCCCCAACCCCUACCCCUGCCCUGGCACCAGUGCCAGUAUCCCCACAAAGCCCCAGCGUAUUCACCUACAUCUGCCCCUGGGAGAAUGAAGAAUUGCCAGUCAAGAAAGAAAAUGCUGCCCAGGAAGCUCCCUCAGAACCUGAGCGAGGCAGCCACUCCCCCGCCCUAGCCACAGCCAGGCUCUGGAGGGCUCUCUCUGUUGCAAUAGAGAAAAGGGGAGCUGGGGAACCUGAGAUGAACACAGAGGAAGGGUGUCUCCAGGGGGAAGCUGAUGAUGUGGGUGGGGACAGGCCCAAGAUCUCUAAAGCCCACAGCCUCAGGACCCCUGUGCAACAGGCCUCCAUGCGCAGCCUAGGCCUGGCUAUCAAAGUGCUGACCCGUUCUCGGAGCACUUACAGGGAGAAGGAGAAUGGGGAGGAAAGUCCAGAAAGGGAUAAGGACAAGGCUCCAGUGGAGGGUGCAGGGGCUUUCCCCCGGUCUCCUAGGCUGGGGCAGCCCAAGGCAGUGAAUAAGCAGGCUGCCCUGGCCCCCUGCAAUGAUGAAGAGUCCCUCCAAAACCAACAGAAUGCCCACACCAGCAGAAUGCUCCAAGUCCAGCAACAGGAAGGCAGCAGAGAACAAGAGGACAGAGGCAGAAGGACAUCCCAGGGUCUAGGGGAGCAGAAAGUUGAGAGAACGGGUGAAAUAGGGCUUGCCAUACUUAGGCAAGUUUCCAAGGACAAAAAUGCUGAACAGGCAAAGGCAGCCCCUGUAGGGCGGCUGGAACGGCCUAAAGCUGGCCUCCACCCCCUGGACAGUGCUGACUUCACAGUGCCGGAGGUAUGUCCCUGGGAAGUCACUGAGUCACCAACAUGUCAGCUAGACAGUAACAACAAGGUGGAAAUCUGCCCCUGGGAGGUGAGUGAAGGAGCCCCUGAGAGGGAGGCAGUAAUGCAAGAGCUUGAGGACGCCCAUGAAGAGAGGGGCAAAGUCCCAGAAAAAUCAGAGUCCAAAAGAGUGACUGUCUUCGCGCGGAAAAAGCCAGAGAGGCUGGUGAGGGGCCAGGAGGCAGUGUGUCCUUGGGAGAGUGCCAAUCCUGGAGGUCUGUCCCCUCAGUCAGUCCCUCAGGACUCUGACAGAACCAGGGGCAGGUCUGAGGCAGUGGGCAGUGUGGAGGCAAGGAAGGCAGAGAAGGACCCCAAGGAAGACAUGGACCCAGAGGCUUGUUCACCUGACACUGCCAAGGAAGACCUGUGCUCCCAGAAAGAAAGUGAAAGGGAGGGGAAAAUGGCCCAGGAGGUGAUGGCGCUCCCCCAGGAAAGGCAAAAAGCUCCCAAGAAAGCAGCCUUCUGGAGAGAACAGAAACUGGGUGGAGAUCUGCAGUCUUUUUGUCCGUGGGAGAGUACAGACUUCCGGGGUCCCUUGGCAGUCUCACUUCAGGUCCCAGAAAGUCUGGGCAAUGGUAUUGCAGAAGUGUGUCCAUGGGAGGCAGGAGAUUCACCUGCUAUCAAGAAGUCAGAGAUCUGUCCCUGGGAGCUAGGUGAUGCGCUCCCAGGGAAGGAAGCACCAAGUCAGGAGGCAGGAGGAGAAUCUCUCCAGGAAAAGAAGAAAGCCCCCGGAAAGGGGAGCUCAGGAGAGAUGGGGGAACAAACUGUGAAGGCUAUGCCGGCAGUAAGUCCAUGGCAGGAAUCAGUGUGUCCCUGGGAGGGCAUAGCCCCUGUACAGUCUAGCCCAUGUCCAGACAUCUCCUCAUCCAAAGCUGGUGACCAACUCUUAAGCAAUGGGAACAGCAGAACAAUGCAGUUGGGUCCAUGGGAAGCUCUUAAGCCAGAGAAAAAGGGAACAACUCCUGCCACAGCAGAAAUCUGUCCCUGGGAGGUAAAUGAAACACAAGACUGGACAUUGGGACAGGUACCAAAAAAAGGAGAAUCUCAAAAGCACAAGGGGAAAAUGCUUGAAAAAGCAGGAAUCCCCCAAGAGGUCACAGCAUGGGAAAAGCUGGAGGCAGUCUGCCCCUGGGAGAGCAUGGACCCUGGUAGCUUCCCCCUACAACCAGGUGCUCAAGGCACAGAGAGACCCCAAACUAUUUUCCAGAGGUCAGGCAGUGUAAGAAGCAAAGCUGCUGAGAUCUGCCCAUGGGACAUGGAAGAGACUCUGGCAGCAGAGAAGACAAAGAUCUGUCCCUGGGAAGUAGGUGCUGGAGCAGGAAAGGGAAGGGCUUUGGAAGUUGAGGCCAUUAGGAAAUCACCAAAAGAUAUAGGAAAAAUGUCUGCAGAUUCUGUACCCAAGGAGAGAACAGUUACUGAUUCAAAGAAGCCACAGAGUCCAGGCCUGGAGGUUGCCUGUCCAUGGGAGAGCUCGAGUCCAGGAGGCUCCUGUCAGAAUUCAGACACUCUGGACACUGAUGGACCAAAAGUUCGACUCCAGGAACUGGACGGUGUGGGCUGCAGGCCAGCUGAGGUAUGUCCCUGGGAAGUAGAAGAAGCCCUCACUCAUGCAAAAGCCAACAUCUGUCCCUGGGAGGUGAGUGAAGGAGCUACUGGAAAGGGACUGAAGCAAGAGACGGGGAAUGAAUCAGCAGGGAAGAGGGAGAAAACUCUAGAAAAGGAGAGACUCACUUUCCCUAGAGAAGGCAUAGCAAAAUGGGAGGCAAAACACCAUCAAGAACAGGAAGUUAUUUGUCCUUGGGAAGAAAAAGACUUGAGGGAACCAUCUGCUCAGACCUCCAAGGUCUCAGACUUGUCCAGCAACACUAGUAGUCAGGUGGCAGAGGGAUAUUCCUUGGAAGUGAGUGAUGAAGCAACACAGAAAGGGGACCUGAGACAAGACCCAAGGACAGACUCCCUCCCAGAACACAUGACUCAUGAAAAAGCUCAAGCUUCAAAAGCAGAAUUCAUUACUGAAGGUGGAAGAACAAGCAACCAACUAUCAUCCAUCUGCCCAUGGGAGAGCAUGGUGCCAGCAGGCUCUUUCUUGCAGCAAGACCGUCAGCACCCUGACCAACCUACAGCCAGCUCCCAGAGUCUGCUCAGUGCUGGGAGCAAGGUCGCUGAGGUAUGUCCAUGGGAUGCUCCUGAUCCAGAUGUGUAUAAACCUGACAGCAGCUCCAAGGCCGAGAUCUGUCCCUGGGAGGUAACUGAGAAAAUCCCUGAGAAAGGGUCAUGGAGACAGGAUAGAAAGAGGGAAUCUCAAGAGGAGGGAAGAGCCCCAGAAAAACUAGAGCCCAAAGGUGUGACAGUCCAGAAAACAUCAGAGAUAGCUGACUUUGAGAAGCAGGAGGCUGGGGAGAGCCAAGAUUUGGGGGGUUUGUCUUUACAAUCAGACCCACAUGCUUGUGACAGAAGCAAAGGCAAUUCUGAGACAGCAGGCAGAGUGGGGGCCAGGGUGGCAGAAGUGUGUCCGUGGGAAGUGGAAGAGACUCCCUCUGCCAAGAAAGCAGAGAUCUGCCCUUGGGAGGUGGGUAAAAAAGCAGCAGGGAAAGGGGAACUAGAGCAGGGGAUGAGCAGAGAACCACAAGGGCAAGGAGAGGUGUUCCUUGCAAAGGCAGAAUCUGGAGGGACUGAAGGACAUUUUUCAAAAACAGCAGCAAAACCUGGCAAAGAACAGCUGACAGUCUGCCCUGAGAAAGGCACAGGAUCAGGAGGGUUCUUCCCACAGCAAGAUGCUCUAGACACCAACCAACCCACAGUCAGUCCCCACAGAGCAAGCAGCAUGGGGAGUAGGAUAGCAGAACUGUGUCAAUGGGAAGUAACAGAUCCGGAAGGAAACAAAAUAAAGGGCAUCAUGGCAGACAUCUGUCCUUGGGAGGAAACUGGAGCCCUGUUGGAGGAAUCUGGCCUCCUGGCUUUAACAGCAACUCAGACAGAAAAUUUCCCCACAGCUCCUGAAAAAUCAUCAUGCCUUUUAGUUCAUAGACCUCUGGAAAGGUUCCUUUCAGAGAGCAAGAGCUCCCACCCCAAGGUGAGCAAGCCAGUCAGUACUCUUACUCUAGGAGGUAUCAGAGAACCACAGGGACCUUCAGGACUUGGGCCAAAGACCUGCUUAGGCACAGAAUCAAGUCUCCAAGAAGGUGAGGCUCAAAGGUCUUCUUCCUUAAUGGAAGACCAUAGACAAGUAGCUUCUGAAGCUCAAGAUGAAGAACUCACCCCUCUUGUCUAUCCUUGGGACUUGGAAUAA